GUAAAACUGAAGGAAGAAGAAGGAUAAGACUUUGAACGCAAAGUGAUCGAUCACUGAAACAAACCAAAAAAAUGGCAGCUUUGAGUUCUUCCAUGACCAUCUCAUCGCUACAUUCACUUUCUCGAUACGAAAGUUGCUUCCUUUCAUCUCAAUUUUCAAAACCCUUGUUCAUAAACCCAUCUCAGAACAAACCCAGAUUCUCAAUUUCGUUUUGCCUCAAGCAAAGUGAUCGUGAUGAGAGGCAAAUUCAACAAGAACCUAGCAAAGAUGACGACGAAGAAGAAGAAGAGUAUUGGGUUGUUACAGCCGUGAGAAGCAGAUACAAUGAGAUUGUUAUAGUCGAUACUGUUUCUUCCAGAUAUCUUCUUCUUGAUUCAACUAAGAAUGUGCAUAGUGUUAUCAAUAAAGGAGGUCAAAAUUGGACUGGAUCUUAUUGGGAUGAGUUUGCGAGUUUGCCGCCUAUUAUCCCUAAUGGUCCCGUUGCAAUCUACGGCUUGGGUGGUGGAACAGCUGCAAGAUUGAUUCUUGAGUUGUGGCCUUCAUUGCAGCUUGAAGGUUGGGAAAUUGAUGAAAUUUUGAUUGAGAAAGCAAGGGACUAUCUUGGGUUGUCUGAGCUAGAGAAACCAACAUCAAAAGGCGGUAGACUUUGUGUCCAUGUAGAUGAUGCUCUCUCUCCUUCUCAAGAUGUUUCAGGAAGAUAUGCUGGGAUCAUUGUUGAUUUGUUUGCUGAUGGAAAGGUCUUAGAUCAGCUUCAACAGGUCCCUAUUUGGUUGGAUCUUGCUAGUAGGCUGAUGCCUAACGGUCGCAUUAUGGUGAAUUGUGCGGGAAUCGAAACAGAAUUGCAGAAUGGAAAGCCUCAGUUGUUGUUAGAUGAUUCAGCCGUGAUGUUGAAUUCCACUGUCAAGAUCUUGGCAGAAGCAUUUCCUGGACAAGUUUGCUGGAAGAGAACACCGGAUACACAAGGUCUCAACUUUCUAGCUUUAACCGGAGGCUUACCUGAUCUUAGUGACUGGUCUAAUAAAGUUCCAAUUCGUUUGAGCGAAGUAGUGAAGCAAUGGAAGCUUUGUGAGUAGACGAAGAAGCUGAAGUCUUUUUUUGUCAUUUUUAAUUAAGCGUAAUAAAUAAAUUAUUUAUUUUCAAUUUAAAUUUAUUUUUCACAA
Arabidopsis lyrata subsp. lyrata is the source of this 1160-nucleotide messenger RNA. RefSeq lists its product as uncharacterized. The transcript has 8 exons. Lineage: Eukaryota; Viridiplantae; Streptophyta; Magnoliopsida; Brassicales; Brassicaceae. The record is from RefSeq and is a predicted model, not a curated record. The coding region runs from base 72 to 1073 and encodes 333 amino acids.